AGAGCGCUUGGACGACUCUUUCUGCUGGCAACUUCUUAGCGCGUUAUUUCUGCUCCCCGGCCUGUUGCGCUCGUGGAAAUCCGUCCUUUUGACCUCUCUCGUAUUUGACAGUUAACCGGCACCGAAGCGCGCGCUGAGAUGGCCAACGCUCUGAAGAACACGCUAUUCGUUUCGCUGCCUAAGAGCGCUUACGGAGUAACAUGCGCGCGCGCUUGCUCGUGGUGGUCGCACGUCGAAAUGGGUCCCCCCGACCCGAUCCUGGGCGUUACGGAAGCCUUCAAGAAGGACACGAACCCGAAAAAGAUGAACCUGGGUGUCGGUGCAUACCGCGACGACGCCGGAAAGCCGUACGUCUUGCCCAGCGUGCGUAAAGCCGAGGAGAUAAUCAUGUCCAAGAAGCUGGACAAGGAGUACCUGCCCAUCGGAGGCAUGUCGGAAUUCUGCAACGCCUCGGCGCAGCUGGCCUUCGGCGAGGACAGCGAAGUCGUGAAGAGCAAGCGAAACACGACGGUCCAGGGCAUAUCCGGGACGGGCUCGCUCACGAUCGGAGCCUUCUUUUUGGGCCAGUUCUUCAAGGGCAACCGCGAGAUUUACAUGCCCACGCCGACGUGGGGAAAUCACGUGCCGCUCUUUAAGCGCGCCGGGCUCGCGGUUAAGCAGUACCGCUACUACGACCCCAAGACGUGCGGUUUCGAUUUCAGCGGCGCGCUACAGGACAUCGCCAAGAUACCCGAGGAAUCGGUCAUCUUGCUGCACGCGUGCGCGCACAACCCAACCGGCGUGGAUCCGAAACUGGAGCAGUGGAAGGAGAUAUCGAAGGUGAUCAAGAGCCGCCGCCUGUUUCCGUUCCUGGACAUGGCGUACCAGGGAUUCGCCACCGGAGACAUCGACCGCGACGCGGCGGCCGUGCGGCUGUUCGCCGAAGACGGUCACGGCUUCGCCGUCUCCCAGUCCUUCGCCAAAAACAUGGGUCUCUACGGCGAGCGCGUGGGCGCAUUCACGAUGGUGUGCGGCUCCAAGGAAGAAGCGGACCGCGUGAUGUCCCAGAUCAAGAUCAUCGUUCGGCCCACCUACUCCAACCCGCCCAUCCACGGCGCCCGAAUCGCUCACCUCAUCUUGACCGACCCCGAACUGAGGCAGCAGUGGCUCAAGGACGUCAAGGGCAUGGCGGAUCGCAUCAUCGGCAUGAGGACGCGCCUGCGAGACGGCCUGAAGCGAGAAGGAUCCACCAAGAACUGGCAACACAUCACCGACCAGAUCGGCAUGUUCUGUUUCACGGGCAUGACGCAAGAGCAGGUAGCCCGGCUCAUCAAGGAGUUCAGCGUCUACCUCACAAAAGACGGACGAAUCUCAGUGGCAGGCAUUUCCUCCAACAACGUAGACUACUUGGCACACGCGAUGCACCAAGUCACCAAGUGAAGACAUAUCAUCACCUCCGUCCAAGACGCGCCUUUGAGUGGUGCCCUCGUAGGUUGGAUCACAUUUACAUUCGCGUUUAUAAACUUAGGUGGAUUGCAUUGAUAUCGCACACUGCCGUGCUCGGGUUUACUACGGCCUCACUCCUAUUUUUGAGGAAGUCAUCAGUGACAGCUGGGACUUGUUUCAAACAUGCUUUACAUGGCGUGAACAUUUAGUCAUUUGUCGUUGCUUUAGGUUUCUGCUGUAAUCCGUUAUUGCACUGCAACCAGUGACAGUAUUGAUGAAAGUGCCACAUUUUAAUAAGAAGGCUCAGUACCUUUUUGCUUCUUAUUACGUGUUCAAACGAUAAAGUGUUUCCUCUAGAGCAUUUUUCUUUUGCCGUAAUUUCUUUGGUCAUAAUUAUUAUUGUUGCUGUAGCUACUGAGAAGUGUUCAUUUGCCACGGUAAAUAGUUUGUGUGAAAUAAAUUCAGCUUCAAGCGACUUGGAAA
This is a messenger RNA of Rhipicephalus microplus (southern cattle tick), 1908 nucleotides long. RefSeq names its product glutamate oxaloacetate transaminase 2 (gene Got2). The record is from RefSeq and is a predicted model, not a curated record. NCBI's taxonomy places the organism in Eukaryota, Metazoa, Arthropoda, Arachnida, Ixodida, Ixodidae. Gene Ontology annotation, molecular function: pyridoxal phosphate binding; L-aspartate:2-oxoglutarate transaminase activity. Gene Ontology annotation, biological process: biosynthetic process; L-aspartate catabolic process. Gene Ontology annotation, cellular component: mitochondrion.